AUGGCGUCGGCUGACAUGGAUGAUUUGAUUUUUGGUGAAAUCUGCCGCUGCUGUAUGGCGAGCAAACCGCGUAUGAAGCCGCUUUUCGACACAAAUCUCUUCACGAUGCUAAACGCGGUCACCGGUUUGAAUGCGCACCAGAACGAUGGCUUACCGUCGCAGUUGUGCGUGCCCUGCGUGCUGCAGAUCCGCCGAUCGCACUUCUUCAAGUUGCAGUGCGAGAGCACGGACCUAACGCUGCGCCGGUACGUGGUCGAAUCGAAGCACCUAGGGCUGUACGAUUACGACAUGCCGUCGCGGUCUACAGACAAAGCGAAGGUGAAAAAGGAGGCCGACUCGUCGUUGCAAAACGAUCCGACGGGAAACGAGGAGGAUGGCGAGUCAACGAAAACCCUGGCGCAGGUGAAGUUUCACUGUCCCGAGUGCUCGAAGGAGUUCACAGCAGAGCGCAAGCUGAAGCGCCACAUGCGGAUACAUUUCAUGGACAAGCCGCACUUCUGCACCGAGUGCGAUAUGUCGUUCGUCGAGAAGUCGAACCUAACGAAACACAUGCGCAAGCACACGGGCGAGCUGCGGAACAGCAAGGCAAAACCGCACCUGUGCUGCGAGUGCGGUAAAUCCUUCAAAUACAGCACGUCCCUGUCGCGCCACAAGCGGUUCCACGCGAGGCGCAACCUAUUCACAUGCACGAUCUGUUCGAAAUCGUACGUGGAGCAGAACUCUCUGGAUGUGCACAUGCGAUCGCACACGAACGAGCGCCCGUUUGGAUGUUCCAUCUGCGACAAACACUUCGCCCAGAAGGCCAAUCUCGAGCGCCACGAGCGAAUCCACACAGGCAAGUGAGGCGAGAAACCGUACCGGUGCGAUUUGUGCGGCAAAUGCUUCUCCCAGAAGAGCUACUUGUGCAUUCACAAGCGAAUACACUCGAAGGAAAAGCCGUUCGAGUGUCAGGACUGUCAUAAGUGCUUCAUAUCGCGCAACUCGCUGCAGAAGCACCAGCGGAAGCCAUGCUCAGCACACCCGCACCGGUGCAACGUGUGCACGAAAACAUUCCGCUUCAAGAAGGCCUUGCGUCUGCACCGGCAAACGCAUCGGUUGGAGCGUCCGCACGCGUGCAAGAUGUGCGAGAAGCGGUUCAUGCACGCAACUAACCUCGCGACGCACGUCAAGGAGAAACAUCCGGACGGGCCCGUCGGGUCGGGUGACGAUGAGUAUCAAAGCGAAGACCAGAAGCCGAUAGUUAAGGAAAACGACGGUGCUCCAGCUAAAUCGGAUCCGCUCGGGCAAAGGACACGCAAAGGGCAAGCGAAGUCGUUGGAGGACAGCAGCCAGGAGGAAUACGGCUUCGAGGACGAAGAAGAUGAAGAAGAGGACGUGGACGAGGAAGAAGACGAAGAAGAGGGCGAAGAAGAGGAGGAAGAAGACGACGAAGAGGACGAAGAGAUCGAAAUCGACGAAGACGACGGCAUGUGCAUCAUAGGCGUGGACGCCGAAAAUAUGGAUAUGGAGGACCAGAGCUCGGACGAGGAAGUGGUACACGUGAUGUACAAUGGUUAUACCGAGCAGGACGAGUUCACGACCAUCAAGCAGGAACCGCUGCUGGAAAUUCAAAUCAUGAACCCGGGUGAAACGAAUUCCGAUAUCGAGCAGUGAGGCGAUGGCGCUUUUAAAACUCUGCACGCAGUUGGGCAAA
Messenger RNA from Anopheles nili, 1693 nucleotides. Its product is annotated as zinc finger protein 660-like. The transcript has 3 exons. Gene Ontology annotation, molecular function: zinc ion binding; DNA-binding transcription factor activity, RNA polymerase II-specific; RNA polymerase II transcription regulatory region sequence-specific DNA binding. Gene Ontology annotation, cellular component: nucleus. NCBI's taxonomy places the organism in Eukaryota, Metazoa, Arthropoda, Insecta, Diptera, Culicidae. Gene Ontology annotation, biological process: regulation of transcription by RNA polymerase II. The record is from RefSeq and is a predicted model, not a curated record.